UCAUGGGGAAGCUCCAGCAGUUCGAGAUCACCUUCGACAAAAGCAAAGUGAUGUACAGUCCGGGAGAGUCCAUCUCCGGGACCGUGAGCGUCAAAGUGGGCCAGGCGCUGCCCUGCAAAGCCAUCAAAGUGAACUGCAAUGGUUUCUGUGGCAUCACUACCAAAGUGAACGACACGGCGUGGACGGAGGAGGAGCAGUACUUCAACAACACUAUCUCUGUCUCAGACAAAGGAACACUGAAACAGGGAGAACACACUUUUCCCUUCAAGUUUCUCAUACCAGCUUCUGCUCCAACAUCCUUUGAAGGCAACUAUGGCAAAAUCAUUUACAGAGUGAGGGCUUUUAUUGAAACACCACGUUUUGCCAAGGACUACAACGCUGAGAAGGCUUUCUACCUGCUCAGCCUCCUGAACCUGAAUGAAGUGCCAGAUAUAUGGGGAAUCUGCUUAUCUGAAGUGAAGCAGCAGUUCACCUACAUGCUGGUGAAAACGGGCACAGUCGUCCUGAAGGCUCAGACUGACAUGAAGGGUUACACACCGGGCCAGAUCAUCCAGGUGACAGUCAACAUCCACAACCAGUCUGGGAAGAAUACAGGCAACAUGGCAGCCAGCCUGAUGCAGAGAGUGACCUAUGAGACGAAGAGGUCCACCCAUGAUCUGAGAAACAUAGUGGAUGUGGAGGGAGGCGCUGUGAAGGCCGGCAAGGAGGUGGAAUGGAAGGAGCAGAUCAUCAUUCCUCCUCUCCCACAGUCCUCGCUGGCAGGCUGUGAUCUGAUAAAGAUUGAAUAUUACGUUAAAGUCAGUCUAAAAUCUCCAGACGUCAUGCUGACACUACCCAUCCACAUCGGGAACGUCUCACUUGACAAAAAACUGCACCCUUCAAAAAAAGCAGCAAAUUCUUCCACUGCUGCAGCUGAGGAUACACCAGGCCCCGGGGUGUCCAACUCUGACAGCUCCACCUCUGCCACCACUCCCACACUGCCCCCUCGCCCUGCCCCCAAACCUGCUCCCCGUCCCACACCUCGCCCCAGGGGGUCUUCCCAUAAUUCACCCAGUGCUCCUCCAGCUGAGUACCGCCUUGGAGCAGAGGGUGGGGCUCCAGUGAACGAUGGCUUCCCCAACAAGCGCCAGUCUCAGCUAGUGUCACCCAAUGCUUUCAGCUAUGCCCCCGGGCUGUUUUUCCCCCAGAACCAGCCACCCAGUGGGCCUGGCACUGCAGCCAGUGGCUCCACAGGGGCCACAGCACCUUACCCAACUGAGACUGCUACUAGCUCAGCACCAACAGCACUCCUCCUGCCUCCCGAGUAUGACACCUCAGCUUAUCCUCAAGAGGCUCCACCAUCUUAUGAUGAGAGCUGCAACACAUGAAGUGGAUGAAGACCGAAAACGCUCCUACCAAGAGGAUCAUCAAUUCACUAUAAUUCACUACAAUAUCAAACAAAAUGUCCGACUGAAACUGCAGUUCCUUUGGUUUUGGAAAUCAUGGCAUCGUCAUGCAGAGUCCGGUCAUGGUAAAACAUUAGAACUAACUUGGACCAAAUAAUUACCAGACACAGAGCAAACCUAUUGUAACCUGGUGUGAAUAUUUUUACAACUAUUUAACCCCCAUAUUUUCUAUAAGUUUCAAAUGUUUCUAAAUGUACAAGAAUCAGCAUUUUGAAUUGAAGUGAAUUGACCUCAGGCCCUGCUGCCCAGUGAACAAGUAGCUUAAUAUAACCUAAUGGGGUUUAUCCUCUCCACAACCAAUCAACGCUGUUUUUUUUUUUUAAAUUUUUUUAUCUAUGUUUUACUUUUUUUGUUUUAAGCACUUUGAAUGAAAGGAAAGAGAAGAGGAAUCUGCAGAAUUAUAUUUUCUGUUCUUUUUACUGAAACUGGAGUCGAGCUUUUAAUUGUGGGUCACUAAGCAGUAGAUGACGUCUGUGAUGUCAGGUUUGAAAGUUUCAUGUAGAAACAUUGGCACAAAACAAUUAAUCUAGUAUUUCGUUUUAUACUCUUCAAAGGCUAACAGGUGAAAUUAUCUCCAUUUGUUGAAUAUUUAAGUCUAGAUGAAAGAUGUAAUUUGCAAAGAUCCUUUUUAUGUGCUUUUAAUCAGGAGUUUUCAGAUUUAUGCCACACAAUUCAGAUGUUGUUGCAAGUUGUCUAUAAUUAGAUUUCUAAGGAUAAAGUGUGGAUCCAACUCAACCUCUAAUAAUCUGAUUUCGGAAUUUUUUUAAUCAUUUGUUACUUUCAUGUCCUUGAACUAUGAUAUAGUGACGUAUAUUAUUCUCCUGCUGAAUGUGUGUUGACUCUAUUCAUGCAAGACAUCCCUUGUGUGUCAGAUUUUUUUUUUAUUUGAAUAUUGAUGCAGCAUUACUGUGAUGAAGUUCACAGCGAUUAUUUCAAUCAAAGUUUUGUG
This is a messenger RNA of Limanda limanda (common dab), 2394 nucleotides long. It is a transcript of the gene arrdc1a, whose product is annotated as arrestin domain containing 1a. NCBI's taxonomy places the organism in Eukaryota, Metazoa, Chordata, Actinopteri, Pleuronectiformes, Pleuronectidae. Gene Ontology annotation, biological process: protein transport. Gene Ontology annotation, molecular function: ubiquitin-like ligase-substrate adaptor activity; ubiquitin protein ligase binding. Gene Ontology annotation, cellular component: cytoplasm. The transcript has 8 exons. The coding region runs from base 3 to 1367 and encodes 454 amino acids. The record is from RefSeq and is a predicted model, not a curated record.